UUCUGUUUACGGUUUCGGUCAGGUUGGCGAAGUGAAUUUUUAUAAAAGUUUUGUAAAGUGGACGAUUGUUGGAUCACAUGGACACCAUGGACGAUUGUUUGGGAUCGGUUCUGCUUCCGAGCAUGAAAGUUCGUCAGAAAAGGAUGUGUAGGGCUCUGCAGAAACCAAAAGUAGAACCAAUCUUCAAGGAUACGAGCAACGUUGGAGCACGAAUGUUGUCCAAGUUGGGCUGGUCGGAGGGCAAGGGUCUUGGAAGGAAGGAGGACGGAAUGCUUAAUCCGAUUCUACCACGGCAGAAGCGGGACAACGAAGGUGUAGGAUAUGCGGGUGAAGACGACAAUGGCUGGACGCAGCACGAUGCCGGAUUUAACGAGCUACUCAAACGUUUGAACGGCGGCGAUGAGGAAACCACAGCCGAGGCCGAAACGGAAACUAUGUUAGAUACGGCUACGCAACUGCAGGCACUCGAGGAGCGAUCGAAAACAUCAAGGGCACGGGUGCACUACCGAAAGUUUACACGAGGCAAGGAUCUGAGCCAGGUGAACGAGAAAGAUCUUGCCAACAUUUUCGGCAAACGAUCGAUGGCGGAAAUGAAUAAGCCCGCCAAUGAAGCCAAAAGCAAUGAUGCGUCUGCCGAUGGAAGUGAGCACGAAUCCGAAACGGAGACAAACAUCUUAGGCCUAACGACCAUCAAGUCCAGCCUGUCGAUGCAGGAAUAUUUUCAGCAGAAAAUGAAAAUGAAGCAGGCGGUUGUGGACAGCGAAACGAUUGCCAAGGGCGAAAAUUGUCCGGAUGUACACGGUGCUGAACCAGAAAUAGUUAAAACUAAAAAGAAAAAGAGUAAGAAGAGUAUGAAGGUGAUAAGCGGAACGGAGCUAGAAUCAUUAGUCAUGAAUGAAGAGGCAUCAGAAGAGUCCACCGAAAUCACUGAUUUGCCGAAAAAGACCAAGAGGAAACACCAAUCGAAAGAAGUACACGAUCAUGAAGAACCAGAAGAACCGGUUAAGAAGAAGAAAAAAUCGAAAAAGGGCAAAACUGAGGCGAUUGAUACGGAAUCGACCGUAAAGCUCGAUGAAGAUAUUGAUGACGAAUGUUCUAAUGAUUCUAAAACAAAGAACAAAAAGAAAACGGCUAGAAAAAGUAAGCAUAAUUCCGAUGAAACGGAUAACUCUUCGGAACCUAAAACUGCCGAGGAGGAUUCCAGUGAAACCACGAAUCCCAUUAUGGAUAAUUCUGCCAUACCGGAAGUGCCGGAACCCACUAAAAAGCAGAAAAAGUCCAAAAAGAUGAAGAAGAAGGAAGCGACUUCCGAAGAGGGACCUCAAGAUCCCCUCGAUGAGGACGAACUUCGCGAGCUUGCAGAUCACGAUGGUAAGGAUAACGGCGAAGUAUCGUCACGGGAUCAACAUGAAAGCUACGACGCUGAUGCGAUCGAGGAAGCUCUAGCCUGCCCGGUGAAGGUGGCGGUGCUGAAGCACUUGGACGAAACGGCCUUUAUCGGCUCUAACUUUGCCAAUAUUAUCGGUUACAGAUUGACCGAGGAUGUGAAACUUGUUCAACGUGACGAUACCAUGCGCCGAAAGCUCGAAAAACAUCGUUUCGCGACGCAGAAGAACGUUUCCCAACACCGGAAGUGGCAAAAGUUGAAAAAAGUGUCCGCUUUUGAAGCUAUCUAGGUGCGCUGGUAGUGUACCGCAUGUUGCUUUGAAUAAAACAUUGAAGAUUUC
Anopheles bellator is the source of this 1727-nucleotide messenger RNA. RefSeq names its product PIN2/TERF1-interacting telomerase inhibitor 1. The record is from RefSeq and is a predicted model, not a curated record. The coding region runs from base 78 to 1676 and encodes 532 amino acids. Gene Ontology annotation, molecular function: nucleic acid binding; telomerase inhibitor activity. The transcript has 2 exons. Lineage: Eukaryota; Metazoa; Arthropoda; Insecta; Diptera; Culicidae. Gene Ontology annotation, biological process: regulation of ribosome biogenesis. Gene Ontology annotation, cellular component: nucleolus.